AUAACCGUAUGACGGGUUUCCGCUGUGAAAUAGCAUAGCCAAGCGGGAAAACAACCCUGUUACUAUGUAAACAUAUACUUAAUAAAGAACAGAGAGGCCAACUGCCACUUUGUCUGAAAGAGCAUCUUGCCCAGCAUCAUAACUCGUUGCGCCAAGUUCGCCUGGUACCUUAGCAAAAAUGGACGAAAUUGAUAUGGAGAACCGAGAUCCCAACAACAUCAACGACCAUUUAAAGGUCCAGUUCGAAGACAUCUUGGCAGAGCCCGCGGGUGCACACAGCAUUGACUGCUGCUGGAAGUUUACCAACACGUGCUUCAACUGCGCCUUCAAAUGCUGCUACAUGUUGAUGACCCUGUGUGGACCUAUCUACGGUCUCUGCUAUGGUUGGCAGUACGCCAUGCUUGCUUGUUCUCACAUUUGGCAGUACACGCCACAGAUCAGAGCUUGCGAAAUCAAUUGCAUCAUGUUCAGGAAAAUAUACAGCAUCUGCCUCAACUGCUGCCUGACGCCAUUCUGCGAGUCCUGCGGUGCCUUCUUCAGCAGGAUACAAGUCAAACAGUAACUCAGCGACAACCUAUAACCCUCCUGAUAUUCCUACAGAACUUUACCCCAACUUUGGAAAAUGUUGUGUUCUAGUCUGCCCUCCAGAACAAUCACAACGUCUGCUCGUUGACUUUUUGGGCAUUAAGCACGCGUAUUUACAGUUUUUACAGUGCAAUUGGGUAUACCCUAGUCAAAAGAAUUCUGUCAGUUUUUUCGUCUUGAUCUUUACCUUCUCAACCCGGGUUUGCAUCCAUGUCGUCUUGGAAGUCGAGGAAUCUGUAAAUAUUUCUCCUGUCAAGGAAACAAGGGACACAACUCGUGUGUUCCUGUUCCUGUGUUCGUGAAAAAGGGACUUGAUCUCGACACACUGCAUUAGAACAACAAAGUAUUACGUUGUACAUAUUCGUAUUCUCCGCGUUUCUGUGAUCAAUAAACCGUCUUUUAUACAA
Messenger RNA from Haliotis rufescens (red abalone), 992 nucleotides. Its product is annotated as caveolin-3-like. Gene Ontology annotation, biological process: caveola assembly. Lineage: Eukaryota; Metazoa; Mollusca; Gastropoda; Lepetellida; Haliotidae. Gene Ontology annotation, molecular function: molecular adaptor activity. The transcript is spliced from 2 exons. Bases 179 to 562 code for a protein of 127 amino acids. The record is from RefSeq and is a predicted model, not a curated record. Gene Ontology annotation, cellular component: caveola.